Molecule: messenger RNA, 1089 nt
Organism: Eurypyga helias (sunbittern)
Lineage: Eukaryota; Metazoa; Chordata; Aves; Eurypygiformes; Eurypygidae
Gene: ATF6
Product: activating transcription factor 6
Exons: 8
Coding region: 43-1089 (348 amino acids)
Biological process (GO): endoplasmic reticulum unfolded protein response; regulation of transcription by RNA polymerase II
Cellular component (GO): nucleus
Molecular function (GO): RNA polymerase II cis-regulatory region sequence-specific DNA binding; DNA-binding transcription factor activity, RNA polymerase II-specific
Source: RefSeq, a predicted model, not a curated record
CAGGAAAAUGAUCUCUGUAACUUUCAUUUUGAUUUGGAUUUGAUGUCGUGGGACUCAGAUCUUUGGAAUAUUACAGGCCAUGCUUAUGCAGAUGCAAGUGUGAAGACAGAACCCUUAUCACCAGCCACUUCAAAUUGUUCGGUCCCUUCUCCGUCGUCUGUGGACUCUCCAGUACAGAACGUGCCUGAUGAUGUGGACUUCAGCUGUAGCUCCCAGAUGUCUCCCAUCUCUCUCUACGGCAAGCGCUGCAAAAGCCCUCCGUCCCCCGAAGGAGAUGGAGGGAAGAAGCCUGCUCUCAGCAUCACUUCUCGGUCUGGUAGUAAUUGUGCGAGGACCCUGAAGAGAUGUGGUCAGACAGCAUCCAGGCCUUCGAUACAACCCAAACCCCUUCUUCCUGCUGUACCUGAGGCUCCGGCUAACAUUGGCAUCCCAGCUAAAACCAUCAUUAUCCAGACUCUUCCCACGCUUGUGCCACUGCCAAAGCAUCAGCCGGUUGUUAACAUCCAGCCAGCGCCACCUAAAGCUCAAUCAGUGGUGCUCCCCCAGCCCGCUGUGGUACAGCUCCAGGCUUCUGGGGUGCUUCCUGCCUCCCAGCCAGUCAUUGCCGUCACCGGAGGGACCACGCAGCUUCACAACCAUGCAGUGAAUGCCUUGCCUCCAGCUGCUGGGAACGGCUCAACGAGCGUCAGAAUACCAGUGACGAAGCCCUUGCUCCAGAGCACCGCGCCAGCAGUGGGGCUGGAUGUCAAUGUCUUGAGAAGACAGCAGCGCAUGAUCAAAAACCGUGAGUCAGCCUUUCAGUCACGGAAGAAAAAGAAGGAAUACAUGUUGGGACUGGAGGCAAGGCUGGAGGCAGCCUUGUUGGAGAACGAGAAACUUAAGAAAGAAAACAGCACACUGAAGAGGCAGUUGGAUGAAGUAGUAUUAGAGAACCAGAAACUCAAAGUAUCAUCUCCAAAGAGAAGGACCCUGUGUGUGAUGGUGAUAGUGGCUUUCAUAAUGUUGAAUUAUGGUCCACUGAGUGUGUUGGAGGAGGAUGUCCCCGGCCAGGCUCCUUGCUUCUCCACUGCCACCUUCCAGCUGAGCUAG